Molecule: messenger RNA, 5166 nt
Organism: Enhydra lutris kenyoni (northern sea otter)
Lineage: Eukaryota; Metazoa; Chordata; Mammalia; Carnivora; Mustelidae
Product: collagen type IV alpha 6 chain
Exons: 46
Coding region: 1-5166 (1721 amino acids)
Cellular component (GO): collagen trimer; basement membrane
Molecular function (GO): extracellular matrix structural constituent
Source: RefSeq, a predicted model, not a curated record
AUGGUAGACCAAUUAGGAGCCUGUGGCAACACUCUAGGGAGACAUGAGGAAGACCUGGCUGAAGACCGUAGGCCUGAGAGCUUCCUAGCUGAGGCCAGCCCAGAAGCUCUACCUCAGAGAUCUGAGGAAAUUGCAGAUUUCAGUCUGGAAAAGGACCAAGAGGUGGAGAUGGGAAGCGUUCAUGAAAAUAGGGGGCGACCAGGACCAAUUGGAAUUCAAGGUCCAGCGGGCGCUCAAGGAUUUGCUGGCCCUAGUGGUUUAGCAGGAUUGAAAGGAGAAAGGGGUUCCCCAGGCCCCCUGGGACCGUAUGGACCAAAAGGAGAUAAGGGUCCCAUGGGAGUUCCUGGCUUUCUAGGCAUCAGUGGGAUUCCAGGCCAGCCCGGACAGCCAGGGCCCAGGGGCCCACCUGGCCUGGAUGGCUGUAAUGGCACUCAAGGAGCUGUUGGAUAUCCAGGCCCUGAGGGCUAUCCUGGGCUUCUCGGACUACCCGGGCUUCCUGGGCGGAAAGGCUCUAAAGGCGAACCUGUCUUUGACCAAAGUACUUUCAAGGGAAUGAAGGGGGAGCCUGGGCUGCCUGGACUGGAUGGAAUCACUGGUCCACCAGGAACACCUGGUUCCCCAGGAGCUGUAGGACCCAUGGGACCACCAGGAUUGCAAGGUCCUCCAGGCCCCCCAGGCUUCCCUGGUCCUGAUGGGAAUAUGGGGUUAGGUUUCCAAGGAGAGAAAGGAGUCAAGGGGGAUGUUGGCCUCCCAGGCCCUGCAGGACCCCCACCAUCUACUGGGGAGCUGGAAUUUAUGGGAUUUCCCAAAGGGAAAAAAGGAUCCAAGGGUGAACCAGGGCUUCCAGGUUUCCCGGGAAUAAGUGGCCCUCCGGGUCUCCCGGGAUUUGGAACUGCUGGAGAAAAAGGAGAAAAGGGAAUCCUUGGCUUCCCAGGACUUAGGGGUCCCGUGGGUUUGGAAGGAUUCCAAGGCCCUCCAGGCAGUCAGGGCAAGAAGGGGGCCUCAGGUUUCCCUGGGCUUAAUGGAUUCCCAGGAAUGAAGGGUGAAAAGGGUGCCAUUGGCUUGCCAGGCCCAGAUGUUUUCAUCGAUACAGAUGGUGCUGUGAUCUCAGGUUAUCCUGGAGACCCCGGUAUGCCAGGCCUCCCAGGACUUAAAGGAGAUGAAGGCAUCCAGGGCCAGCCUGGCCCUUCUGGUGUCCCCGGCUUACUGGCUUUACCAGGUAUCCCAGGUGCCCUAGGGCCCCAAGGAGUUCCAGGUCUGAAGGGGGACCAAGGAAACCGAGGCCGCACCACAGUUGGGACAGCUGGCCCCCCUGGCAGAGAUGGUUUGCCAGGCCUGCCUGGCCUACCAGGCCCACCUGGUCCCACAUUUGAGACUGGAACCCUACAGAAUGCAGAGCCAGGCUUCCCUGGUCUCCGAGGAGAACAAGGUCCAAAAGGAAACCCUGGCCUCAAAGGAAUGAAAGGGGACUUGGGCUUCUGUGCCUGUGAUGGUGGUAUCCCUAACACUGGACCACCUGGGGAUCCAGGCCUGCCUGGGCCCCCCGGCCUCAUAGGCCUUCCAGGCAUUAAAGGAAUCAGAGGAGAUCCAGGCUCUGGGGGUGCACAGGGCCCAUCAGGGUCUCCAGGUUUAUUUGGGCCUCGCGGUCCUGUGGGCCCCAAAGGAGAGAAAGGGGAACCGACUCUCAGUUCAGGAUCAGGGGUGCCAGGGGAGCAGGGUGAUCCUGGCCCCCAGGGGCUCCCUGGGGAGACCGGAGCCCCAGGCAAGGAUGGAAUACCCGGCUUACCAGGUCUGCCAGGACUCCCGGGUGAUGGUGGACAGGGCUUCCCAGGUGAAAAGGGCUUCCCAGGACUUCCUGGUGAAAAGGGCCACAGUGGUCCAAUUGGCCCCCCAGGAAUUGGGCUGCCGGGAUCUCCUGGACCUCGAGGGCUUCCUGGAGAUCAAGGAAUCAAUGGAUUACCAGGUCAACAAGGCCUCCCUGGGCUUCCCGGUGACUGCUGCUGCAGGGAGAGCAUUGGUAAAGGAGACUUAGUCACAGAGGGAGGGAUCACCUUGCCAUGUAUAAUUCCUGGGUCCUAUGGUCCAUCAGGCUUACCAGGAGUUCCCGGAUUCCCAGGCCCUAAAGGGGCCCGUGGCCUCCCUGGGACCCCAGGCCAGCCUGGACUGCGUGGGAAUAAAGGAGAGCCUGGAAGUCCAGGAUUGGUUCACCUUCCUGAAUUGCCAGGAUUUCCUGGACCUCGUGGGGAGAAGGGCUUGCCUGGGUUUCCUGGGCUUCCUGGAAAAGAUGGCUUGCCCGGGAAACUUGGCAGUCCAGGUAUACCCGGUUCCAAGGGAGCACCCGGUGACAUCUUUGGUGCUGAGGACGGUGCUCCGGGAGAGCAAGGCCUUCAGGGAUUGCCAGGGGACAGAGGAUUUCCUGGAGACUCUGGCCUUCCAGGACCCAAGGGUUUGCUUGGGAAGUCAGGCCUGCUAGGCCCCAAAGGUGAGCGGGGCAGCCCCGGCAUGCCGGGCCACGUGGGACAGCCAGGGCCCCCAGGGCCUCAGGGUCUGUUUGGCAUCAAGGGCAAACCUGGGCUCCCAGGUGCACCAGGCUUUCCCGGCCCUUCAGGACGUCCUGGAAAGAAAGGUGUAAGAGGCGAGACAGGUCCCCCCUCAUCCUCUGGAAAGAGAGGCCUGCCAGGGCUGAAAGGCUUUCCAGGAUCUCCAGGGCUGGUUGGCUUCUUGGGGAGCUCAGGCUUGCCAGGGAACACUGGGUUGCCAGGCCUGCCAGGUCCGAAGGGUGAGAAGGGGUCUGCCGGGCUGGCUGGCUUUCCGGGGAUGCCUGGUCUCCCUGGUAUUCCUGGCGCAAGUGGAUUAAAGGGAAUUUCUGGCUCUGCCGGAAGAGUGGGACCAUCUGGACGGGCUGGUAGUGCUGGUAAAAAAGGAGACCGAGGCGACCCAGGGCCAGUUGGAAUACCCAGCCCAAGACCUCCCAUGGUGAACCUCUGGUUCAAAGGAGACAAAGGCUCGAGAGGCUCAGCUGGAUCGGAUGGAUUUCCUGGGCCCAGAGGUGACAAAGGAGAGGCUGGCCUCCCCGGACCACCAGGCUUGCCUGGAGCUCCUGGCUUCCCUAGUACCAUCAAGGGACUCACUGGGAGAGCUGGCAUCCCUGGCUCCCCCGGACAACGGGGCUUACCCGGCUUGAAGGGGUCCCCUGGAAUCACAGGUUUCCCAGGAAUACCAGGGGAAAGCGGUUCACAGGGCCUUAGUGGAGCUCCCGGACUCCCAGGAACAUUUGGUCUCCCAGGUUCAAAAGGAGAUCAAGGUCAGACAUUUGGCAUUUCCGGUAGCCCAGGGCCCAAGGGACAACCUGGGGAGUCUGGUUUUAAAGGCGUGAAAGGAACAGAUGGAAUCAUUGGUGAUGUGGGUUUCCCAGGAAGCAAAGGUGAAGAUGGGAAUGUUGGGAUUUCUGGAGAUGUUGGCCUUCCUGGCUCCCCAGGGCUCCCCGGGACUGCAGGCAUGAGAGGAAAUCCAGGGUUUCCAGGUUCUCCAGGCCAUCCAGGGGUACCUGGGCCCCUGGGACCCUCUGGCCUAAUGGGAACCAAAGGUUUCCCUGGACUUCCUGGUUUACAUGGACUGAAUGGGCUUCCAGGAACCAAGGGAACCCAUGGAAAUCCAGGACCUAGUAUAACCGGCGUGCCUGGGCCAGCUGGCCUGCCUGGUCCCAAAGGGGAAAGAGGUUCUCCAGGAACUGGCCUCGGAGCCCCAGGGAAGCCAGGCAUGAAAGGACAAAAAGGUGGCCGAGGUUUCCCAGGUCUCCAGGGUCCUGCUGGUCUGCCCGGUUCCCCAGGCCUCUCCUUGCCCUCAGUCAUAGUGGGACAGCCUGGCGACCCUGGGCAACCAGGCCUAGAUGGAGAGCGAGGCCGCCCCGGCUCCCCGGGGCCCCCAGGGCCCCCUGGGCCAUCCUCUGAUCAAGGUGACCCUGGAGACCCUGGCUUCCCUGGAGUUCCUGGCCCUCAAGGGCCCACGGGAGACCAAGGAAUUCCAGGUUUCUCCGGCCUCCCUGGAGAGCUAGGACUGAAAGGCGUGAGAGGUGAGCCUGGCUUCAUGGGGACUCCAGGCAAAGUUGGGCCACCUGGAGACCCAGGACUUCCUGGAAUAAAGGGGAAGGCAGGGCCCAGAGGCUUUUCCGGACCCCAAGGUGCUCCUGGACAAACACCAAUUACAGAAGCUGUUCAGGUUCCUCCUGGACCCAUGGGUCUACCAGGCAUCGAUGGCAUCCCUGGCCUCACGGGAGAUCCUGGGGUUCAAGGCCCUGUAGGCCUCCAAGGCUCCAAAGGUUUACCUGGCAUCCCUGGCAAAGAUGGCCUCAACGGACUUCCCGGCCCGCCUGGCGCUCUCGGUGACCCUGGUCUUCCUGGACUACAAGGCCCUCCAGGAUUUGAAGGCGCUCCAGGGAAGAAGGGUCCUUUCGGGAGGGCUGGAGUGCCUGGGCAGAGCGUGAGAGUGGGGUACACCUUGGUGAAGCACAGCCAGUCGGAACAGGUGCCCCUGUGCCCUGCCGGGAUGAGCCAGCUGUGGGUAGGUUACAGCUUGCUGUUCGUGGAGGGACAGGAGAAAGCCCACAACCAGGACCUGGGCUUUGCUGGCUCCUGCCUGCCCCGCUUCAGCACCAUGCCCUUCAUCUACUGCAACAUGGACGAAGUGUGCCACUACGCCGGGCGUAAUGACAAAUCCUACUGGCUCUCCACCACCGCCCCCAUUCCCAUGAUGCCCGUGGGCCAGGCCCAGAUCCCCCAGUACAUCAGCCGCUGCUCUGUGUGCGAGGCACCCUCACAGGCCAUCGCUGUGCACAGCCAGGAUGUCACCAUCCCGCGGUGCCCCCUGGGCUGGCGCAGCCUCUGGAUCGGGUACUCCUUCCUCAUGCAUACCGCGGCGGGCGCCGAGGGUGGCGGCCAGUCCCUGGUGUCCCCGGGCUCCUGCCUGGAGGAUUUCCGAGCCACUCCCUUCAUCGAGUGCAGCGGGGCCCGGGGCACCUGCCACUACUUUGCCAACAAGUACAGUUUCUGGCUGGCGACGGUGGAAGAGAGGCAGCAGUUUAGGGAGGAAGCGGCGUCUGAGGCGCUCAAGGCCGGGCAGCUCCACACCCGCGCCAGCCGCUGCCAGGUGUGUAUGAAAAGCCUGUAG